Tarenaya hassleriana is the source of this 6068-nucleotide messenger RNA. RefSeq names its product protein TSS. Gene Ontology annotation, cellular component: cytoplasm. The coding region runs from base 224 to 5695 and encodes 1823 amino acids. The record is from RefSeq and is a predicted model, not a curated record. NCBI's taxonomy places the organism in Eukaryota, Viridiplantae, Streptophyta, Magnoliopsida, Brassicales, Cleomaceae. Gene Ontology annotation, molecular function: protein binding. Gene Ontology annotation, biological process: organelle organization. The transcript is spliced from 26 exons.
UUCCUUAUCACUCCCUCCCUCUCUCUCUAUCUCCGUUUCUCCAUGAAACCGUCGCGCUCCCUCUGCCUUUCUCCCGACCAUUAAUAAACUCUUUACACUGUUUUUCUUUAUUUUCCCUCUUUUUUCGGUUUCAUAAAUUUGUUCUUCAUUAAAUAUCUCUCCUCUCAAGCCCAAAUAAAUUGAUUCUCGCCCAGCUCUUCCGCUCGUCUGAAGAAGAAGAAGAAUGGCUCCCAAGAACAGCCGUGGGAAGGCUAAAGGAGACAAGAAGAAGAAGGAAGAUAAAGUUCUUCCGGUUAUUGUGGAUGUCACAGUGAAGCUUCCGGAUGAAACGGAGGUUGUCCUCAAGGGAAUCUCGACGGACAGGAUCAUUGAUAUUCGGCGGCUUCUAUCCGUUAACGUCGACACUUGCCACGUCACUCAUUUUUCCCUUUCCCACGAGGUCAGAGGCCCGCGGUUAAAAGACGUGGUCGACGUUUCGGCGCUCAAACCGUGCCUUCUCAAGCUGGUCGAAGAGGACUACGACGAAGGCGCGGCUGUGGCGCACGUUAGACGAGUGCUCGACCUAGUCGCCUGCACUACUUGCUUCGGACCCUCGGCUGCGACUAAGGAACCAGAGAAUUCAGAUCCUGCCAAAAAUGCACAGGUUAAGGUUGCAGGAAAGAACUCCAAGAGUGAUCCUGCCGCCGGCGACGCCGCGAUCAAGCAAUCGGCGCCAUCGAAGGACUCGGUUAUCGAUGAAGACGGAGAGACCAGCCAUUCUUGCCCUAAGCUUGGCAGCUUUUACGAGUUCUUCUCUCUCGCUCACCUCCCUCCUCCGCUUCAAUUUAUACGGAGAGUGACGAAACGGGAAAUUGAAGAUAUCUCGGAGGACGAUCAUCUCUUCUCCCUCGAUGUGAAGCUUUGUAAUGGGAAGCUGAUUCACGUUGAAGCUUGCAGAAAGGGGUUUUACAGUGUCGGGAAACUACGAAUUUUAUGUCACAGCCUUGUUGAUUUGCUUCGGCAGCUUAGUAGAGUCUUUGAUAACGCUUACAGUGAUCUCAUGAAAGCAUUCUCAGAGCGUAACAAAUUUGGGAAUCUUCCAUAUGGAUUUAGAGCCAACACGUGGCUAAUUCCUCCUGUAGCGGCACAGUUACCGUCAUCAUUUCCGCCCCUCCCUGUAGAGGAUGAGAAAUGGGGUGGCAAUGGUGGUGGCCAAGGAAGAGAUGGCAGCUAUGAUUUGGUUCCAUGGGCGAGCGAGUUUGCCUUUGUUGCGUCUAUGCCUUGCAAAACGGCAGAGGAGAGACAAAUCAGAGACAGGAAAGUCUUUCUUCUUCACAACCUCUUUGUCGAUGUUGGGAUCUUAAGAGCGAUCAAGGCUGUGCAGAAGGUAAUGUCUGUGCCAGGCUCGGUUGAAAACUCAGAAAUUCUUUACACUGAGAGAGUUGGGGACUUGAGUGUCACCGUUAUGAGGGAUACUUCAAAUGCAAGCUGUAAGAUGGAUACAAAGAUCGAUGGAAUUCAAGCAUCAGGGUUGGAUAAAGAGAAGCUAAUGGAACGGAACCUUCUCAAAGGACUUACUGCCGAUGAAAAUACAGCAGCUCAUGAUACUGCAACUCUGGGAACUAUAAAUUUGAGGUAUUGUGGUUACAUCGCUGUUGUGAAAAUAGAGGAAUGCAAGGAAGUAAGCUCAUCUUCUCAAAUUGUUGACCUCCUUGAACAACCUGAAGGCGGUGCCAAUGCUCUUAAUAUUAACAGUUUGAGAUUACUUCUCCAUAAUUCCUCUCCAGAGCAGAAUAAGAAAACACCACAACUACAAGCCUUAGAACACGAAGAGAUUAAGUCAUCCCAAGAGUUUGUUGAAAGGUUGUUGGAAGAAAGUCUUUCUAAGCUUGAGGAAAAAGAGCUGGAAAGGGAUAACUUCAUGCGAUGGGAGCUCGGGGCCUGCUGGAUACAGCAUUUACAAGAUCAGAAGAAUACAAAGAAAGACAAAAAGCAAUCCAGUGAGAAGGCUAAGAAUGAGUUGAAGGUUGAAGGACUUGGAAAACCGCUAAAGUCCCUCAAUAACAGCAAGAAAAAGUCAGAAGGAAACAAUCCUAAGGCACGGUGUACAACAUCAUCUCAUGCAGAUGAUGUUUCUACGGAGGUGACUAAUGCAGUGGCUGUGUCUUCACAACCUGAUGCUGAGAACAGCGGUAAAGAAAAUGAGCUUGUCUUGAAGAGCUUGUUGUCUGAUGCAGCUUUCACUCGAUUAAAAGAAUCAGACACCGGACUUCAUCAAAAGUCUCUUCAAGAACUUGUCGAAUUGGCACAGAACUAUUACACUGAAGUUGCUAUUCCAAAACUGGUGGCAGACUUUGGUUCGUUGGAGCUCUCCCCAGUUGACGGCCGGACACUAACUGAUUUUAUGCACACAAGAGGCCUUCGGAUGCGAUCUUUAGGAUAUGUUGUCAAGCUUUCUGAUAAGUUGUCACAUGUACAAGCACUCUGUGUUCAUGAGAUGAUAGUUCGAGCCUUUAAGCAUAUCCUUCAGGCAGUGGUUUCUGCUGUUGCUGACACCGAUAAAAUAGCUGCAACUGUAGCUACUGCUUUAAAUAUGAUGCUUGGGAUUCCGGAAAAUGUAGCAUUGCAGAAGUCUUGGAAUGUCCAUCCCCUGGUCUUUCAGUGGUUGGAGAAGUUCUUGAAGAAGCGAUAUGAAUAUGAUCUUAACGCUUUCAGUUACAAGGACCUAAGGAAGUUCGCCAUUUUGCGUGGGUUAUGCCAUAAGGUUGGCAUUGAGCUGAUUCCAAGGGACUUUGACAUGGAUUCUCCAGAACCAUUCCGGAAAACAGAUGUUGUCAGCUUGAUCCCUGUGCAUAAGCAAGCAGCGUGUUCAUCUGCUGAUGGGAGGCAACUUCUAGAGUCAUCUAAAACAGCUUUAGACAAAGGGAAGCUCGAAGAUGCGGUUACAUAUGGAACAAAGGCUCUUGCAAAGCUUGUAGCUGUCUGUGGUCCCUAUCACCGAAUGACAGCAGGAGCUUACAGUCUACUUGCUGUAGUUUUGUAUCACACUGGUGACUUUAACCAGGCUACAAUAUAUCAGCAAAAGGCUUUAGAUAUCAAUGAAAGGGAGCUAGGACUUGAUCAUCCAGAUACAAUGAAGAGUUAUGGGGAUCUUGCUGUGUUCUAUUACAGGCUUCAGCAUACAGAGUUAGCUCUCAAGUAUGUUAAGCGUGCCUUGUAUCUUCUACAUCUCACAUGUGGGCCAUCUCAUCCAAAUACUGCUGCCACAUACAUUAAUGUAGCCAUGAUGGAGGAAGGCCUGGGCAAUGUACAUGUUGCUCUUAGGUAUCUCCAUAAAGCUCUCAAAUGUAAUCAGAGAUUGCUCGGUCCAGACCAUAUCCAGACUGCCGCAAGCUACCAUGCCAUAGCAAUUGCACUUUCACUGAUGGAGGCAUACCAUUUAAGUGUUCAGCAUGAGCAAACCACCUUAAGGAUUCUCCGAGCAAAGCUGGGGCCAGAUGAUUUGCGUACCCAGGACGCUGCUGCUUGGCUAGAAUACUUUGAGUCCAAGGCUUUUGAACAACAGGAAGCAGCACGUAAUGGUACACGGAAGCCAGAUGCAUCUAUAGCCAGCAAAGGCCACCUAAGUGUAUCUGACUUACUGGACUACAUUAACCCAAGUCAUGACGCAAAAGGGAAAGAUAGUGUAGCAGCAAAGAGGAAGACCUACAUAAUGAAGUUGAAGGAGAAAUCCAAGCAGAACAGUAUUUCCGGACACUCUGGUGAAUUUUCCAAAGAAAACGAAAAGGAAAUAUCAGAUGUGGAGACAGAAGCACAUGAAACUGAAAGGAAAACAGGUGUUGCAAAUCAUGAGAUGAGUCCUGAACCUGUUGAAACCCCAUCUCUGGUCAUUGAUGAAUCUAUGGAUAGGAAGCCUGUUACGUCUACCGAAACCUCACCAGAGACACAUCCUGAAGGUGAAGAUGGAUGGCAACCAGUACAAAGGCCGAGAUCUGCUGGAUCAUAUGGGCGCCGUCUGAAGCAACGGCGGGCUUCCAUUGGCAAGGUGUACACAUAUCAGAAGAAGAACGCUGAUGCUGACAUGGAUAACCCUCUUCUCAAAACUGAUCAGCAGAACACUAAAUAUUACAUUCUCAAGAAAAGAACAGCAUCUUAUGCAAGCUAUGUGGAUCAUCAUUCUCUCGGUUCAACCCAGGGAACCAAAUUUGGCCGCAAGAUAGUAAGAACUUUGGCAUAUAGGGUUAAAUCUACGCCUUCAUCUGCAAACACUAAGACAGCCGAAACCUCUGAAGAUGGGUUGAAGAUGGGUGCUUCUGCAAUAGCAUCUGGUCCUCCUACCGCAGUGCCAAAUGACAGCCACUCUGUGAAAAAUUCUGUUGUAAGUCUUGGAAAAUCUCCAUCGUAUAAGGAAGUAGCAUUAGCACCUCCGGGUAGUAUUACCAAGUAUCAGGUCUGGGUACCACAAGCUGAAGUUUCGGACAAGCGAGAAGAUUCUAUGGAGAAAACUGAAGGAACAUUAAUGGAAAUUGUAAGAGAUGAACAGGAGAUUACAGCAUCAGGGGUGGAAGAUAUUGUAGAUGUGAAAAAUGAGAACAAAGUAAAAUCACAGUCAUCUGAAGUGAAUGAAGGGAAGAACCCUUCGAUUGUACAAGAAAGUGAGAAAGAGCCUGAACAGUCUUGUCACAUUGAGGUGGUACAAGAUGAAAGCCAGUUGAUCGACGGUGUACAAGAUAUAAUUCAAUCAACCGAGCAACAACAGGCGACUGAUGAGUUGUCCUCCAUCAGCUUUGAACCAGAGAGCAGUUCAGUUCCCUCCGAGCAAAAAAUGGAUGACCAAAAGGAAAAACCCUCAGGUGUGGUGGACUCAGGUGAUGCCCGAGGACUGCCUAACAAGAAGUUGUCUGCUUCAGCAGCUCCGUUCAACCCAUCCCCUGCCAUUAUACGGCCUACUCCGAUAGGCAUGAACAUCACCCUUCCUCAAGGCCCUGGUGCACCAUGGCCAGUGAACAUGACCCUUCAUCACGGGCCUGCUCCAGUCUUACCUUCCCUACACCAACCUUACCCCUCACCUCCUUCAACCCCAAACUUGAUGCAGCCACUGCCCUUUGUCUACCCUCCUUACUCCCAGCCUGUCCCUACAAGUUCCUUCCCUGUAACCAGUGGUCCUUUCCAUCCCAACCAGUUCCCCUGGCGGUGCAGCAUGACUCCUAAUGUAUCCGAUUUUGUUCCCCGAUCAAUUUGGCCUGGCUGCCAUCCUGUUGAAUUCUCCGCCCCUCACCCAAUCAUGGAGCCAAUCCUAGAUGCCACUGUAUUGGAACCAACAUCGCAGCCUGACAGUUCUCCAAUUCCAAGCUCACCGAAUAUUCUGCCAGUCGAUAUCGACACUGCAGAAGGAGAAGCCAAGCAAGAAGUCAGUCUGCCGGCAUCUGAUGUGGUACAUGCCUUAAAUGAAGUAACCGGGGCUGGGAAUCAUGUAAAGGAAAACGGUUUCCCCGGCACAGUAGUUAGCAACGAAACUUCUUUCCAUUCAAACACUGGGGAGACGAAAACAGAUGGCGAGAAAACUUUUAGCAUCUUAAUAAGGGGGAGGAGAAACAGGAAACAGACACUGAGGAUGCCGAUAAGUUUGCUGAGCCGACCAUAUGAUUCUCAACCGUUCAAGGUUGCAUACAGCCGAGUUAUCAGAGGCAGUGAACCUCCAAAGUCUGCAGCUUGAAUUCCAAAUUGACCGAGCGGGGAAAGAAGGAAAUAAAUCUCUAAGGUUAGCAUCAACAAUCUUCAAUGUUAUGUCCAUAGCUGGGGGGCUCAUUCCCAUCCAUUCUGUUGAUGGAAGAAGCAGGAGGAGCCUUUUUGGUGCAUCAGGAGGAGGAUGAACUUGGACAUUCUUUUUACCAUUUGAGGUGAUGUCUGAAUUUGGGUGUUUUUUUUUUUUUGUGUUUCAGCAUAAAUUAGGAAAUUUUGGACAUAAUUUGAACUCCCCUUGUUACAUUUGUUUUUUUUUUCACUUCAUAUGCUGAUCAAAUAACAUACGGACGAGGUUUAAGCCCGAUUGCGGUCUUUUAGACUGUAUUAAGAGAGCACGUCUCAUA